Molecule: messenger RNA, 1146 nt
Organism: Annulohypoxylon truncatum
Lineage: Eukaryota; Fungi; Ascomycota; Sordariomycetes; Xylariales; Hypoxylaceae
Exons: 4
Coding region: 1-1146 (381 amino acids)
Source: RefSeq, a predicted model, not a curated record
AUGACGUCCCAAGCAGAUAACGGGCCCCAGCUGGCUGCUGCCAUAUAUGCUCUCCUCCCGCUAACGGCUAUCACGUUAGCCCUUCGGUGUUAUGUUAGAGUGCGCAUGUUGAAGUUCUUCAAGGCGGAAGACUGGCUAGCGGUUGCGACGAUGAUAUGUUUUAUAAUUUAUUGCACGAUCGUCUUGAUAAGCAUUUCCCAAGGGGCAGGCAAGACGAUGUCCGAGGUCCCCCUUCAGAAUUUUCCAACGAUUCUCAAGAUGAGAUACGCGGGCGAGAUUGUAUAUAUCAUGACGUCCCUAUUAAUCAAGUUCACAGUCGGCCUCUUCCUCUUGCGCAUCUGCUCCGUGGUAUGGCAGAGAACGGUCAUCUGGACCGUGUUGUUCGUGGUUCUUGUCUACAGCAUCUUCUUCACUUUUAUGGCCAUAUUCCAGUGCCACCCCAUUCAAUACUACUGGACCCAAUACACCGAGAAGAUAGAGGGAUCAUGCUUCAGCGAUGAUUUGAUCAGGGGCACGUCUUACGCAGCCGCCGUGAUAAACGCGAUCUCCGAUUGGAUCCUGGGCCUCUUGCCUAUCGCACUCAUAGGGAAACUGGAGCUAUCAAAACGUUCCAAGAUUAUGGUCUCUUGCACCCUAGCUUUGGGGUCUAUAGCAUCGAUAGCGACCAUCAUCCGCAUCCCGUAUAUCUGGCAGCUGUCUAGCGCUAACGACGACGUGCUCCACGUAUUCACCGUCGUGUCCAUCUGGUCGACGGUCGAGAACGGGCUGGGCCUCAUCGCCUCCUCGCUCGCCACCCUGCGCCCGCUCUACCGGAAGCUCUUCGGGACGGCGGGCUCGCGCGCGCGCACGCCGUCCGCGAAGCGGCGCUCCUUCUACUCCUGGCGCAAGUCGGGCACCGCCAACGUCGCCCACCUGCGCGGCGAGCCCAACGCCGAGUACUACCGGAUGGGCAAGUACCCGAACCGCUCCCAAAACAGCAACAGCGCGCGGGACUCGCGCGAGGAUUUCGGCGUCGGCGGCGGCGGGGUCUACGACGGGUAUUCCGGGAGGGAGUACGGCAGGGAUUACGGAAGGGAGCUCGGAAAGAUUCCGGAGAGGGUUAGGAUACGCGAUGCGCGCGACGAGGUGGAUGUUACGUACCCGUGA